Molecule: messenger RNA, 3199 nt
Organism: Lagopus leucura (white-tailed ptarmigan)
Lineage: Eukaryota; Metazoa; Chordata; Aves; Galliformes; Phasianidae
Product: Golgi pH regulator
Exons: 14
Coding region: 1217-2782 (521 amino acids)
Biological process (GO): intracellular pH reduction
Cellular component (GO): Golgi cisterna membrane
Molecular function (GO): voltage-gated monoatomic anion channel activity
Source: RefSeq, a predicted model, not a curated record
UAAACUCUCUUGUUUAUUUUGUAAUUAUACCAUCUUAAUAUUCAUUGAUUAUGCUGAGGUCCUCCUCAAACCAGUUUUGCCACCUGCUGUCAAUCACUAGACCUUAUUCCUAUGCCAGUUUUGCAUUCAAGGCAAUUGAAUUUGACCUUUUUCACCCAGCUUUCCGGGUAUUCCUUGUUUGUAAAUAAUGUUCGGUUACUUGUAUUGCUGCUGGAAUCCAUUGACUUCUAAUGCACGAUGAAAUCACCCACAGAUGGCUUGUGUUGGAAGAGACUUUAACCCUGGGGUUAAGGAUGGACCGCUGGGAGGCACCACUUGUGACUGGUCUCCACAUGGAAGAGUCUGUCAUGGAGUUAUCUCUAGAUCUGUCUGUGUCUGUGAUAGGAGGACAUCAGGCCCACCAGCUUGAAAAAGGUGCUGGUGGGGGAACCAAGAGGGAAAGGAAUGAGGAAAAAGGAGGAAAGUUAUUUUACUAGUUAUAACAGUAGAAAUACAAGUUAAUUGGGAUUGAAGCUAAUAAGCCAAAUAAAUGAGAGAGUGUUCAAAACUAAAGGCCUUACUCUAAAGCUGAAGGUGAGAUGGCUAGGGAGCAUGCACUGCCGAGACGAGCAGUAGAAGAGAGGGCUGUCUUAUGACUUGUGAGCAGUUUUAUGUUUCCCUCUGAAUGGAAAAUGGAAAUGAAUGGUCCUCUGAAGUGUGUAGUUCUCUUCUGAAAACUAGGUAUGUGGAAAAUUGGCAGUCCACGGAACUGGAGCAUUAACUCUUUAACUCCCAGUGCUCUACGUGAUGUUAUGAUGUGGAAUACCUAUAACAAAAAUUAUAAAAGCUUGGCAGAGGCAUUAACAACCACUCUCUGGCUACAACAAUCCAGCCAAGUCUUUAUCCACUGAAUAGAGCUGCCUUCAAAUCUGUAUCUCUCCAGUUUAAAGAUGUGGUAUGGGACCAUGUCAAAGGUCUCUUUGGACCUUGCGCAAGUCCAAAGAGACAACAUCAGUUGCUCUUCCUUUGUCCACUGUUGCUGUCACUCCAUUAUAAAAGGCCACCACAUUGGUCAGUCAUGAUCUGCCCUUGGUGAAGUCGUGCUGGCUGUCUUGUAUCACCUCCACAGCUCACGUGUGCCUUGACAUCUCUUCCAGGAUGAUCUGCUCCAUGAUCUUCCCAGACACAGAUGUGAUAUUCAACAGCCAGUAGUUCCCUUGGUAUUCCUUUCUUGAAAAUGGGAGUGAUGUUUUCCUUUUUGCAGUCGGUGGGAACUUUGCCUGGCAGCCAUGACUUUUCAGAUAUGAUAGAGUGGCCUUACAACCACAUCAGCCACUUCCUUCAGAACUCUGGGAUGCAUGGCAUCUGGCUCCAUAUUGUACCUUUUAGCUUCCUGAGGCAUUCUCAGACUUGCUCUGCUCUAACCGGGGAGGCAUUUUGCUCACUUGACCACUGCCUUGAGGUUCAGGUGCUCUUCUUUGGAUUUGGAUGGCUGUUUUUCAUGCGCAAGCUCUUCAAGGAUUAUGAGGUGCGACAGUAUGUUGUCCAAGUCAUCUUCUCUGUGACUUUUGCCUUCUCUUGUACUAUGUUUGAACUCAUCAUCUUUGAGAUUUUGGGAGUGCUGAACAGCAGCUCUCGAUAUUUUCACUGGAAGCUGAACCUGUGUGUCAUUUUACUCAUCCUAGUCUUCAUGGUCCCCUUUUACAUCGGUUACUUUGUUGUGAGCAAUAUCAGAUUAUUGCACAGACAGAAACUGCUUUUUGCAUGUGUUCUGUGGUUGACGUUUAUGUAUUUCUUUUGGAAGCUGGGAGAUCCAUUUCCCAUCCUCAGCCCAAAACAUGGAAUCCUGUCUAUAGAGCAGCUCAUCAGCCGUGUGGGUGUGAUUGGGGUGACACUCAUGGCUUUGCUGUCAGGAUUUGGUGCUGUCAACUGUCCGUAUACCUACAUGUCCUACUUUCUCAGGAAUGUGACAGAUGCAGAUAUUCUCGCUUUGGAGCGACGACUCCUCCAGACUAUGGACAUGAUUAUUAGCAAGAAAAAAAGAAUAGCAGUGGCUCACAGGAUGAUGUUCCAGAGAGGGGAAGUGCACAACAAACCCACUGGCUUCUGGGGAAUGAUAAAAAGUGUUACGACGUCUGUUGCAGGCAGUGAAAGUUUGCCAGAUCUGUCUCUUAUCCAGCAAGAAGUGGAUGCCCUAGAAGAACUGAGCCGGCAGCUUUUUCUUGAAACUGCUGACCUGCAUGCAACAAAGGAAAGAAUAGAGUACUCCAAAACUUUCCAGGGAAAAUACUUCAAUUUUUUGGGUUACUUUUUCUCCAUCUAUUGUGUCUGGAAAAUCUUCAUGGCGACCAUCAAUAUUGUGUUUGACCGCGUGGGGAAGACGGAUCCAGUCACAAGAGGAAUUGAGAUCACUGUGAAUUAUUUGGGAAUCCAGUUUGAUGUGAAAUUCUGGUCUCAGCACAUUUCCUUUAUUCUUGUUGGAAUAAUUAUUGUCACCUCUAUCAGAGGCCUGUUAAUUACACUUACAAAGUUCUUCUAUGCCAUUUCCAGCAGCAAGUCCUCCAAUGUUAUUGUUCUGCUUCUAGCACAGAUCAUGGGUAUGUACUUUGUGUCGUCGGUGCUCCUGAUUCGAAUGAGCAUGCCUCUAGAGUACCGCACUAUUAUAACAGAAGUCCUGGGGGAGCUUCAGUUCAACUUCUAUCAUCGUUGGUUUGAUGUGAUAUUUCUAGUUAGUGCACUAUCCAGCAUCCUCUUUCUCUACUUAGCACAUAAGCAAGCUCCAGAAAAGCAUAUGGCCCUCUAAGUAAGGACUGCAGACACACACGCUCCCGUCUCCUUUCUGCUGGACUGUUGCAACUCCUGUGGACUGCAAAACUUGGAGAGCCAGGACAGUUCUGUGUGUUCAAGCAAUGUCACUGGCUCUUUGAACUUCCAUGUCUUCAGUCAAGCUCUGUGGCUCAUUUUAAGGUGCUACAGCUUGAGGGAAAGGGAAUGCACACAUUGCCAAGGAAUAAAGGGAAUUUAUGGUACAUCAGUAUCUAAGGGUCUGUAGGCUGUCUGAGGUAAGGUAUCUUGUGUUUGGAAGAAUGUCUUCAGAGAAGGCAUCAAGCAAAUGUGAUUUUUCUUUUAAAAAGCAACUCAUAAUUGAGGUUCAGAGAAUGGUAAUUUUGGAGCUGAAUGUGGAAGUCUGUGGAAUUAAAUAAGCUUUUGUAAUACCUCA